Messenger RNA from Rubroshorea leprosula, 3669 nucleotides. The record is from the annotation of a GenBank genome assembly. Lineage: Eukaryota; Viridiplantae; Streptophyta; Magnoliopsida; Malvales; Dipterocarpaceae.
GACAUGGAGCAGCAAUUCUCAUCCCAUCCACAGGUUUCAGCAUCGUAGCAGCAAAUUGGAAGCCUCUCUGCUCUCCGGCGAUCCUAAUCUAUAAUCACUCUUUGAGUGAAGCUGAAAAGGAAAACAUAUUUGCUUCUUGAACGAACUUCGUAGCCUAUCUAAAUUCUGCAACCUUCCGUUUCUCUUGUUUGUUUCGGUCACCAUGCGGGCGGUCUCUCUCUUGAUCAAGAGUUUCGUAAAUUUCAUCCCCUUCCUUUCUCCUUUCCUUGAAAAAAUCCCGACUAAAUUCUUACCUAUGCCAGUAGAGAACAUGGUUGCCCUUGUCUCCCGAACAGGCAGGCACAUGCAGCGUUAUGACAAUAAAGGGCGUCGUCUUGUUGUUGGGUAUCUUUCCUUUCUCCCUCUCUUUCCAUGUUUUUGUUCUUAAUCUGCUCCGUGAUGGUUAAAUUGUUUUUUUCUCGGUUGAAUUUAAGGGAAAUUUUAUUGGGGAAAGUGGGUUGAGGUGAUUUUGAAAUGGGGUUUUCUUCUAAUGGAAUCAUAUCUUUCUACGCCUGCAUAAUUAGCUGACCUGUUGAGAGACAAGUACGAGAAGGCCUUGUGGCCCGACAAGAAUUUCGUUAAGGAAACUGAUCAAUCCAAACCAGACGACGGGAGUUACAUCCACUCCUGCUAAAGGUGGAAUUAACUUUCGUGUUGCUAUGAGAAAUGGUUCAGUGGGAGCAUAAGCAAUAACAUAUGGGAAUUUCCCCACUGGAAGUUUUGGAUACCAGGACAUCACUAUUCUCAAGAUAAACAGAAGGCCAAAUGCUGAGAGAAAGGGCCCUAAAAUACCAAUUACAAGCUUUGCCGUUGCAGGGUCCAAGUCUGCUAGUAGAAAAUUCUGAACAAUAUCUGAGUGAACUAAAGUUAAUUAUAAAAUUACCUCUGCAAUCUCAUUCCAAAGUCUGCACUAGGCGAAAACGAGAUGAGAGAGAGAGGUAGAGCGAGAACGAGAGAAGGCGACCGAUGGGCACGGGCUAGGAAGACGGCACAGAGUAUAGAGAAUGGUAGAUCUCAGCAGAGAAAUCGUCAGAGCAGGAGGUUACCAGAUCAGAAAAGGGAGAAGCAGUAUGAGCAGAAUCAGGUGUUUGAAAGGAAGAUAGGAGACUCUUACGACUGGGGAUUAUACAAACAAGCGACACCUUAUUUUUUCACAAACUUCCUAGAAGAAUGGACAUAUGAAGACAUGUGGAGAACGUUUCUGAAAUUCGGGAGGGUAUAUGCUAUUUACAGUCCAAAGAGAAGAAGCAGAAAUGGUGGCAGGUUUGGCUUUGUCAGAUUUCUUGAUGUGAAGAACAGAAAAGAGCUGGAAAGAAAAUUAGAUAAUAUCUGGAUUGGAGAUUGCAAACUGUGGGUUAAUGCUCCAAGAUACGAAGACAAUCAGCAAGUAGGGAAGGAAAUAAAAUCCAGACCCAUUCCGGAGCCACAAGCUCAAACCAGGAGCUAUGCAGAAGUCUUGAAAGUGCAACUCUCGACCAGGCAAGUUUGGCAAGAGAAAGGAAGGAGUGAUACCUGGGCUGGGUUUGAAUACAACUCGAGUCAAGAGGAUUCUUCAUGGCUGGAGGGUUGUUAUGUGGGCACAACUCAUUCAGUUGAAAUGGUUAGGAACCUACAAGAAAAAUUCUACAUGGAAGGGUAUUUCUCCUGUAGAAUUCGAGCGAUGGGGGGUAGGCUGGUUCUAAUGGACUGUGAGGAUAAGGAUGAGCUGAAAGACCUGGUAGAAUCAGCAUCGGAGUGGUUGGGCCAAUGGUUCGAGAAGGUGUGCCCUUGGACCCCAAAUCUGGUAGCGGAAGAAAGAUUCGUUUGGAUUAAAUGUCAAGGCGUACCGUUAAACGUAUGGGGGCCUAAAUUCUUUGCUUCGAUGGGGAGCUCAUGGGGCAAGUUCAUUUGUCUUGAUGAUAGCACAAGUCAAAGGAGGAGAUUUGACAUAGCUAGAUUUUUAAUUUCGACUCCAAUUAUGAACAACAUUUCAGUGACGAGACAAAUCAAAAUCGACGGAUCCGUUUACAAGCUCAAGUUCACAGAGGAGGAAUUCACCAAUAGUUUCUUCUCUUUGAAACAGGAUUUCAUCCCCCACUUUAGUAGUGAUUCAGAGGAACAAGAAACAUGGUCGCUGGUUAGUGAGAAAGAGGACAGUGUUAGCAAAGGUGCAGGGGAGGAAGAACAGGGGAAGGAUGAUGCAGCCGAGAAAGAGGAAGAUGAUGAUGACGUGGUUUGCAGUAGAGGGGAGACGUACGAAUCGGUUCUUCGAAACGGUCUGCAGCAGGAGGAGGGGACCGUUGAGAAGGUGGCGGACAGCAUGGAGCAGUUUCAAAUUUUAAACAAAAGGAAAAGCAGUUUAAGCGAAGAAAAGGGGACGCAGCAGGCGGGAAAUAGAGAUAAGGUCGGGCAGCAGGCCAAAGCUGGAAGCAAGAGUUUGGGUUAUCAAAAGGGACCUAAGUUGGGCCUUUUUGGGAAGCCCAACACACAAAAGGACAGCCCAUGCUAUGUGGAUUCCUCAAGUGCGGGUUUGGGUAUUAAUGAAGGGUAUGCAAAGUCAAAAUCAGACAGUGAAAUGGAGAAUUCGAGAGAAAGGAAAGCUGCCCUUUCUUGCAGCGAAGAUGAUCAGAAGCAAGAAGAUAAAGGAGAUCUCAACGGGCAGGAGCGCGCAAGUGCAAGUGAUCAGGUGCAGAUCUGCAUGCAAAGAAGCAAGGAGGGUGUCAUUCAAAGAAAGAAGAAGAUUCGCCUGUGCAGUACGGUCUACCUCAAGGCCAGAAAAACAGGGGAAGGAAUCCAGAGUGGGAAUCGGCGUGAAAGGAAAAAGAAGAAAGUAGAGAAGGGACAGGGGGUGCCGAAAUUCAUGGCACUUUUCAGUAUUGACAUGUUAAUCCUCUUCUUGGCGUCAAUCUGUGGCAUCGGGGGAGCUUCAACAGCCAUAAACAACUUGGGACAGAUCGGAGCCUCCCAAGGGUACCCCAAGCAAAACAUAAGCACUUUUGUUUCCCUUGUUAGCAUAUGCAGUUUCUUCGGCCGAGUUAUUUCGGGUUUUGCCUCAGACAUCAUCCUGGCUAAGUACAAAUUUCCACGCCCUCUUCUGCUUACCCUCAUCAUGCUCCUCUCCUGCCUUGGUCACCUCCUGAUUGCCCUCAACAUCCCUAAUGGACUCUAUGUUGCAACCUUAAUCAUCGGAUUCUGUUUCGGGGCGCAGUUGCCGUUGAUUCUUGUAAUAAUUUCUGAACUCUUCGGACUCAAGUACUACUCCACACUAUACAAUUUCGCGGGCGUGGCGAGUCCUAUUGGCUGCUACGUCCUCAACGUGAAGGUGGUUGGAAAUUUGUACGAUGACGAGGCAAAGAAGAAAAUGGCAGUGCUGGGAAUCACGAGGAAGCCUGGACAAGACCUGAACUGCACCGGCACUGAUUGCUUCAAAUUACCUUUUAUCAUAAUUACAGCAACAGCAUUGUUCGGUGCACUUGUUACAUUUUUUCUUGUGUUUAGGACCAGAAAAUUUUACAAGACGGUCAUAUAUAAAACAUUGCAGGGGAAGCAGAAUGAGGCCGUGGCCGACGCCGGGGAGGAGAUAGACGCCGCUCGAAAUGGUGCCGUAGCAGCCGUAGAAGUUCCCAAGGCGGGGUAAAAAUUAAAGAUCUC